Solenopsis invicta (red fire ant) is the source of this 1006-nucleotide messenger RNA. RefSeq names its product proteasome subunit beta type-5 (gene Prosbeta5). Gene Ontology annotation, molecular function: threonine-type endopeptidase activity. NCBI's taxonomy places the organism in Eukaryota, Metazoa, Arthropoda, Insecta, Hymenoptera, Formicidae. Gene Ontology annotation, cellular component: proteasome core complex. Bases 25 to 903 code for a protein of 292 amino acids. The record is from RefSeq and is a predicted model, not a curated record. The transcript has 5 exons.
CAUGGCGCCGAUGACAAGCAGUCGAUGAACAACGCUCGGUUAAAAAUGGCGCUCGCCGAGGUUUGUGGCAUAAACUCGUCCGUCGAUUUUGGCUAUUCGCGAGAAAAUGAUAAGAUCGCCAGCGAAAUCGAGACGUAUACCAGAAAUUUCACGAACAACCUCCAACUGGCGGUGCCGCCGUUCGUUAAUCCAGCUGAAACUCUUGGUCAUAUAGCUCAAGGCACUGACGAAACUGGAAAAAACCUGAAGAUCAAGUUUGAUCAUGGAACCACAACUUUGGGUUUCCGAUAUCAGGGUGGUAUCAUUCUGGCAGUGGAUUCACGUGCAACAGGAGGACAAUUCAUUGGUUCGUCCACUAUGAAGAAGAUAGUGGAGAUCAAUGACUAUCUUCUUGGUACUCUGGCUGGUGGUGCUGCAGAUUGUGUCUACUGGGAUCGAGUUUUAGCGAGGCAGUGCCGCAUGUAUGAACUCAGAAACAGAGAGCGCAUUUCCAUUGCAGCAGCAAGCAAACUCUUAUCAAACAUGAUUUAUAAUUUUAAAGGAAUGGGACUGAGCAUUGGUAUGAUGCUAGCUGGAUGGGACAAACGUGGUCCUGGACUUUACUAUGUCGAUUCCGAAGGCACUCGUACUCCAGGAAAAGUUUUCAGCGUUGGUUCUGGAUCUGUGUUCGCAUUUGGUGUUUUAGAUUCCGGUUAUCGGUGGGAUUUAACCGAUGAACAGGCUUAUGAACUUGGAAGACGAUCGAUUUAUCAUGCUACACACAGAGACGCCUAUUCUGGCGGUAUCAUAAGAGUAUACCACAUGAAAUCAACUGGCUGGGUGCACAUCUCAGACCAAGACAGCAAGGACUUGCAUUAUGCAUACCAUGCUGAUAAACUGGCAGAACCAAGCACCUCUUCCUAGAUUUAAAUUAUUAAUUAUACAUUGUAUGUGCAGAUUAAUUGUUUACGCAAUAAAACCUAAUGAUUUUUAUCUGGGUAAUUUAUAAUAAAUGGUGUAAAUUUAA